AUGGGAAAGAAUAUAAAUAUGUAUCAUCUUGCUCCAAUUGAUAUAUUCUCUGACGAUGAAGAAUUUAGACAUCAAGAAAUUGAUGAUGAAUUAACUGUUACAAUUCUACAAGAAGAUCUGCUUGCAUCAAAUCAUUUAAAUUCUGAACAAAAACACGCAUAUGAAUUAAUUCUCGAAACUUUACUUCUCAACAAAUCUGCUACAUUUUUCAUUGAUGGUCCUGCUGGCACUGGAAAAACAUUUCUAUACAAAACACUUCUUGCUGAAAUUAGAUCAAAACAUAUGAUAGCACUUGCAACUGCAUCAUCUGGUGUUGCUGCAUCAAUUUUACCUGGAGGCCGAACAGCACAUUCACGCUUUAAAAUUUCAUUAAAGAUAGAAAAAAAUAGUACAUGCAAUGUUAGCAAACAAGGAAAUCUUGCUAAAUUAUUGCGUCUUGCAAAAUUAAUUAUAUGGAACGAAGCAACUAUGUGUGGAAAAUAUUCUAUAGAGGCAGUGGAUAAGAUGUUACAAGAUAUAAAUGAUACAAACCUUCCUUUCGGUGGAAAAGUUAUUGUUUUUUGUGGAGAUUUUCGUCAAGUAUUACCUGUAAUUCAAAAAACUACAAAAGAACAACAAAUUGAUGCAAGCUUAGCCCGCUCUCAUUUAUGGUCUUCUUUAACCAAAAUUAAAUUAAUAGAAAAUAUGAGAUCUAGAUUGGAUUCUGAUUUUUGUCGUUAUUUAAUUGAAGUUGGUAAUGGUAAUGAACCAAUUACUGUUAAAGAUAUGAUCAAAAUUCCAACAAAAAUGCUUAUUCAAUAUAACAAUGAUGCUGACUCUUUAAAUUGUGAUAUAGUGCGAUAUUAUAGUUUCGAUGAAACAAUUGAUACAUCUGAACAAGUUACCAAAAACUGGAAAGUAAAAAUGCUCGUUGCAGAAAAAUCUCCAAAAAUGAUUGCACGAAACUCAAUAACAAAAUAUCAGAACCUCACAUUGAUAGAUCCUCAGGGAAAUCGUUUACAAGCAGUCAUAUUUGGUAAAGAUAUCGAUCUGCGCGAUAAUACAUUGCAGAUCAUCAAUUCGAGGACAAUUAUUGAAAAUGUUGAAGAUGACGAACCAGUGCUAAAGGUGUGA
This is a messenger RNA of Carya illinoinensis, 1113 nucleotides long. RefSeq names its product ATP-dependent DNA helicase PIF1-like. The transcript has 5 exons. NCBI's taxonomy places the organism in Eukaryota, Viridiplantae, Streptophyta, Magnoliopsida, Fagales, Juglandaceae. The record is from RefSeq and is a predicted model, not a curated record. Gene Ontology annotation, molecular function: DNA helicase activity. Gene Ontology annotation, biological process: telomere maintenance; DNA repair. The coding region runs from base 1 to 1113 and encodes 370 amino acids.